This is a messenger RNA of Grammomys surdaster, 5891 nucleotides long. RefSeq names its product adhesion G protein-coupled receptor L2 (gene Adgrl2). The transcript has 22 exons. Gene Ontology annotation, molecular function: G protein-coupled receptor activity; carbohydrate binding. The record is from RefSeq and is a predicted model, not a curated record. Gene Ontology annotation, cellular component: membrane; neuron projection. Gene Ontology annotation, biological process: adenylate cyclase-activating G protein-coupled receptor signaling pathway; cell surface receptor signaling pathway; brain development. Lineage: Eukaryota; Metazoa; Chordata; Mammalia; Rodentia; Muridae. Bases 199 to 4572 code for a protein of 1457 amino acids.
UCUCCUGCGAGCAGUCACACAAAAGGAGGGCUGCGGAAACUAAAAGUUUCGGGGCCUCCGGCUCGGGGCACGCGGAGCAGAGAAAACCUGGAGACGGGAUAUGAGGAUCGAUGAUGCAGACUGCUGGGUUCGAUGAAGCUGGGCAUUUGUAACUAGAUUCAUUAAGGAAUACAAAGAAAAUAUUUAAAGGGAUCAAUAAUGGUGUCUUCUAGCUGCAGAAUGAGAAGCCUGUGGUUUUUCAUUAUCAUCAGUUUCUCACCAAAUCCGGAAGGUUUCAGCAGAGCAGCCUUACCAUUCGGGUUAGUUAGACGAGAGCUGUCCUGUGAGGGUUAUUCUAUAGACCUGCGGUGUCCGGGCAGUGACGUCAUCAUGAUCGAGAGUGCGAACUACGGUCGGACGGACGACAAGAUCUGCGAUGCAGACCCCUUUCAGAUGGAGAACACAGACUGCUACCUCCCCGAUGCCUUCAAAAUCAUGACUCAAAGGUGCAACAAUCGAACACAGUGUGUAGUAGUUACCGGGUCAGAUGUAUUUCCUGAUCCAUGUCCCGGAACUUACAAAUACCUUGAAGUUCAAUAUGAAUGUGUCCCUUACAUCUUUGUGUGUCCUGGAACCUUGAAAGCAAUUGUGGACUCACCCAGUAUUUAUGAAGCUGAGCAAAAGGCAGGUGCUUGGUGCAAGGACCCUCUUCAGGCCGCAGAUAAAAUUUACUUUAUGCCCUGGACUCCCUACCGCACCGAUACUUUAAUAGAAUAUGCUUCUUUAGAAGAUUUUCAAAACAGCCGCCAGACAACAACAUACAAACUUCCAAACCGUGUAGACGGUACUGGAUUUGUGGUGUACGAUGGAGCUGUCUUCUUUAACAAGGAAAGAACAAGAAACAUUGUUAAAUUUGACUUGAGGACUAGAAUUAAGAGUGGCGAGGCCAUAAUCAACUAUGCCAACUACCAUGAUACUUCACCCUACAGAUGGGGAGGGAAGACAGAUAUUGACCUCGCAGUGGAUGAAAACGGCUUAUGGGUCAUUUAUGCCACCGAGCAGAACAAUGGAAUGAUCGUGAUCAGCCAACUCAAUCCGUACACACUUCGAUUCGAAGCAACCUGGGAGACGGCGUAUGACAAGCGUGCGGCGUCCAACGCUUUCAUGAUAUGUGGGGUUCUCUAUGUGGUCAGGUCAGUGUACCAAGACAAUGAAAGCGAAGCAGGCAAGAACACCAUUGAUUACAUUUACAACACGCGGUUAAGCCGGGGAGAGUAUGUAGAUGUUCCUUUCCCCAACCAGUACCAGUAUAUCGCCGCAGUGGAUUACAAUCCACGAGAUAACCAGCUCUACGUAUGGAACAAUAACUUCAUUUUACGGUAUUCUCUGGAGUUUGGUCCACCUGACCCCGCCCAAGUGCCUACCACAGCUGUGACAAUAACUUCUUCAGCUGAGCUGUUCAAAACCACAGUGUCAACCACAAGCAGUACUUCACAGAGAAGCCCCGUGAGCAGCACAGUAGCUGGUCCUCAGGAAGGAAGCAGAGGGACAAAGCCACCUCCAGCAGCCUCAACAACCAAAAUUCCUCCUGUAACAAAUAUUUUUCCCCUGCCAGAGAGAUUCUGCGAAGCCUUAGAAAGGAAGGGGAUAAAGUGGCCUCAGACACAAAGGGGGAUGAUGGUUGAGCGACCAUGUCCCAAGGGAACAAGAGGAACGGCCUCGUAUCUCUGCAUGGCAUCCACAGGAACCUGGAACCCAAAGGGUCCGGAUCUUAGCAACUGCACGUCUCACUGGGUGAAUCAGCUGGCCCAGAAGAUCAGAAGUGGGGAGAAUGCUGCAAGUCUGGCCAAUGAACUGGCCAAGCACACCAAGGGGUCCGUGUUUGCCGGGGACGUGAGUUCCUCCGUGAGGCUGAUGGAACAGCUGGUGGACAUCCUGGACGCUCAGCUGCAGGAGCUGAAACCUAGUGAGAAGGACUCGGCUGGGAGGAGCUACAACAAGCUCCAAAAACGAGAGAAGACAUGCAGGGCUUACCUUAAGGCAAUUGUGGACACAGUAGAUAACCUUCUGAGAUCCGAGGCUUUGGAAUCCUGGAAACACAUGAAUUCUUCAGAGCAGGCGCACACUGCCACAAUGUUGUUGGAUACCUUGGAAGAAGGAGCAUUUGUCCUAGCAGACAACCUUUUGGAACCAACCAAGGUCUCAAUGCCAACAGAAAAUAUUGUUCUCGAAGUUGCUGUCCUCAGCACGGAAGGGCAGGUCCAAGACUUUAAAUUCCCUCUUGGCUUCAAGGGCAGCUCCAUCCAGCUCUCAGCAAACACUGUCAAGCAGAACAGCAGGAAUGGGCUGGCCAAGCUGGUAUUUAUCAUUUACCGGAGUCUGGGACAAUUCCUCAGCACUGAGAACGCGACCAUAAAGCUGGGUGCAGACCUCACGGGUCGGAACAGCACCAUUGCGGUGAACUCACACGUCAUUUCCGUCUCCAUCAAUAAGGAGUCCAGCCGAGUGUACUUGACAGACCCUGUGCUUUUCACACUGCCACACAUUGAUCCUGACAAUUAUUUCAAUGCAAACUGUUCCUUCUGGAACUACUCAGAGAGAACCAUGAUGGGAUAUUGGUCUACCCAGGGCUGCAAGCUGGUUGACACUAAUAAAAGUCGCACGACGUGUGCAUGCAGCCACCUAACCAAUUUUGCUAUUCUCAUGGCCCACAGGGAAAUUGUGUAUAAAGAUGGCGUUCACGAGCUGUUGCUGACAGUCAUCACCUGGGUGGGCAUCGUUGUCUCCCUCGUCUGCCUGGCUAUUUGCAUCUUCACCUUCUGUUUCUUCAGAGGUCUGCAAAGUGACCGCAAUACCAUCCACAAGAACCUUUGCAUCAACCUCUUCAUUGCUGAAUUUAUUUUUCUAAUAGGCAUUAAUAAGACAAAAUACACGAUUGCAUGCCCCGUGUUUGCAGGGCUUCUGCACUUUUUCUUCCUGGCGGCUUUUUCCUGGAUGUGCCUAGAAGGUGUGCAGCUCUACUUAAUGUUGGUGGAAGUUUUCGAGAGCGAAUAUUCAAGGAAGAAGUAUUACUAUGUCGCUGGGUACCUGUUCCCUGCCACAGUGGUCGGCGUUUCAGCUGCUAUUGACUACAAGAGUUACGGGACAGUAAAGGCCUGCUGGCUUCACGUGGAUAACUAUUUCAUAUGGAGCUUCAUUGGGCCUGUCACUUUCAUUAUUCUGCUUAAUAUUAUUUUCCUGGUGAUCACGCUGUGCAAAAUGGUGAAACAUUCAAACACGUUGAAACCAGAUUCUAGCAGGUUGGAAAACAUUAAGUCUUGGGUGCUUGGCGCGUUUGCCCUGCUGUGUCUCCUGGGCCUAACCUGGUCCUUUGGGUUGCUUUUUGUUAACGAGGAGACUGUUGUCAUGGCGUAUCUCUUCACCGCCUUUAAUGCUUUCCAGGGACUGUUCAUUUUCAUCUUCCACUGUGCUCUUCAAAAGAAAGUACGAAAAGAGUACGGCAAGUGCUUCAGACACUGGUACUGCUGUGGUGGCCUCCCGACCGAGAGUCCGCACAGCUCUGUGAAGGCGUCCACCACCCGCACCAGUGCUCGGUACUCCUCUGGCACACAGAGCCGUAUAAGAAGGAUGUGGAAUGACACCGUGAGGAAGCAGUCUGAAUCGUCUUUUAUCUCAGGUGACAUCAAUAGCACUUCUACCCUUAAUCAAGGAAUGACUGGCAAUUACCUACUAACAAACCCUCUUCUUCGACCCCACGGCACUAACAACCCCUAUAACACAUUGCUCGCUGAAACAGUUGUAUGUAAUCCCCCUUCAGCUCCCGUGUUUAACUCACCAGGACAUUCACUGAACAAUGCCCGGGACACAAGUGCCAUGGAUACUCUACCGCUCAAUGGUAACUUCAACAACAGCUAUUCACUGCGCAAGGCGGACUACCACGACGGCGUGCAGGUCGUGGACUGUGGACUAAGUCUGAAUGACACCGCGUUUGAGAAAAUGAUCAUUUCAGAGUUAGUGCACAACAACCUCCGGGGUGGCAGCAAAACCCACAACUUAGAGCUCAAGCUCCCGGUUAAACCUGUGAUCGGCGGCAGCAGCAGUGAAGAUGACGCCAUUGUGGCUGACGCCUCAUCUUUGAUGCACGGAGACAACCCUGGGCUGGAGUUCCGCCACAAAGAGCUGGAGGCGCCGCUCAUCCCUCAGCGGACUCACUCGCUUCUGUACCAACCCCAGAAAAAAGUGAAGCCGGAAGCAACCGACAGCUACGUCUCCCAGCUGACGGCCGAGGCUGACGAUCACCUCCAGUCCCCCAACAGAGACUCUCUGUACACGAGCAUGCCCAACCUAAGAGACUCUCCCUACCCGGAGAGCAGCCCGGACAUGGCGGAGGACCUGUCUCCCUCCAGGAGGAGUGAGAACGAGGACAUUUACUAUAAAAGUAUGCCCAAUCUUGGAGCUGGCCGCCAGCUCCAGAUGUGCUAUCAGAUCAGCAGAGGCAAUAGCGAUGGUUACAUCAUCCCCAUCAACAAAGAAGGGUGCAUCCCGGAGGGUGACGUCAGGGAAGGACAGAUGCAGCUGGUAACAAGUCUUUAAUAGUACAGCUAAGGAAUUCCUAGGGCCACACGCAAGUAUUAAUUGAUAAAGACGCUGGCAGCGGGCCCUGCAGCUCCCUCCAACUCGGCCAGAAGAAUGGGCUGUGUUGGCCCGUGGCGCUCAACUGUAGGAAAACAAAACAGACUGAACCUCGCAGUUCUGUGAAUUUUUAUAAAACAUGCAAAAACUUUGUAUAUACACAGAGUAUACUAAAUUGAAUUAUUUGUUACAAAGAAAAAAAAAAAGAAAUGCCAACCAGGUAUUUUACGUUUCUGCUGCUGUGUAGAGAGAUUGUAAAAGAAACAAGAGCCCCUCCCAGCCAUGUUACUUGCGGCAGUUGGUGAACUAAGUCUGUAAAUAGGGCCCUACCGGUUUUUUGGUUUUUUGUUUUUGUUUUUGUAGGCCUGCAUUGUAUUAUAUACAAGACGUAGGCUUUAAGAUCCUGUGGGACAAAUUGACUGUAUCUUACUUUUCCUGACACGACUUGGAAAAGCAGGAGAGAGAUUCUGCACCCGUUUGCACUUCCCUGCAAACCUUUUACAUUAAGGCAACCAUUGAAACCAUGUUAACCCAGUAGCAAUGAAGCCACAGGCCUUAUUUCAAUGUCUACUCAACUGUACAAUGAACUAUUCUCAUGAAAAAAAAUGGCUAAAGAAAUUAUAUUUUGUUCUAUUGCUAGGGUAAAAUAAAUACAUUUGUGUCCAACUAAGAUAUCAUUAAAAUAAUUUUAAAAGAGUUUGGAGAAAAUAUUGUGUCGAGCUCUUGGUUGCACAAAAUAGACAAUGUUUCUUCCUCCACCCGUCCUGGAGACCUCUGCUCAUCUUUGUUGAUUUCCCGCUGUAGACAGCGUCUGCUGGGAACACUUAGUCCCCUUCCGUACAUUUAAAUCUCUUAUUGCCAAAAGAGUGUGUUUUAUGGGGAGAAAAACUCUUUGAAGUCCUGCCAUGCCUUGCACAAAUGUGGGGAAAUCUGGAGGUCUUGAGUCAACCCUCUGUUUAUUCUGGAACAGAGGGGAAGGGGUCACUUGGCACUUCUCACAAACUUUCUAGUGAACAAAAGGUGCCUAUUCUUUUUUUAAAAAAAUAAAAUAAAUAAAAAUAAAAUAAAACAGAAAUAUUACUCUUCCAUAUUCCUUCUGCCUAUAUUUAGUAAUUAAUUUAUUUUAUGGUAAAGUUCUAACGACGUGUAAAUUGUUUCAGCAAAGCUCUGCUCUCCUUUCAAGCCCUUUGUGUAAAGCUGUUAGUAUCGAGCCUACCACUAAUAUCCAGUGUAAAGUUUAACACGGUUUGACAGUAAAUAAAUGUGAAUUUUUUCAAGUA